Olea europaea var. sylvestris is the source of this 2355-nucleotide messenger RNA. RefSeq lists its product as uncharacterized. The transcript has 5 exons. The record is from RefSeq and is a predicted model, not a curated record. The coding region runs from base 1 to 2355 and encodes 784 amino acids. NCBI's taxonomy places the organism in Eukaryota, Viridiplantae, Streptophyta, Magnoliopsida, Lamiales, Oleaceae.
AUGCGGCAUGAUAUCUCUAUUUUCAACCAAGGUGAGUCUGAAUCAUUUGAAGAGGCAUGGAAUCGUUUCAAGAAUAUGUUAAGGAAGUGCCCGCAACAUGGUUUUAACAAGAAGACACAGAUCCGAUCUUUCUACACUGGACUACUUUCAUCCUUCAAGAGCAUGGUGGAUUCCUCAUCUGACGGGUCUAUCUCCACGAGAACAAUUGAUAGAGCAUGGGAGCUAUUUGAGAGAAUGGCAACAAAUUUAGCCAUGUGGUCUAUAGAUCGAGUGGUUCAGAAGAGAUUGCCAGGGGUUUAUGAAGUAGAUACUUAUUCUGCACUAUCUGCAAAGAUAGACUCUUUGUUCCAUAAGUAUAUGGAAGCCAACAAUCAGUUUAUGCGAAAGACAGAUGCAACUCUUCAAGACCAGAGUGCAGCAAUCAAAAAUUUGGAGACACAAAUGGGACAGAUGGCAAUCUCCAUUACGGGUAGAGUACCAGGAAAUCUGUCCAGCAACACUGAAAUCAACCCUAAAGAGCACGCAAAGGCUAUAACAACCAGAAGUGGAGUACAACUACCGGAGAUACAUGUCAAAAGAUCGGUAGCUAGCAAGAAAUCAGCACCAACCUCGGAUAACGAAAUUGUGGAACAAACUGAACAAACAAUAGGGAAUGUGGGCAAAGAGAAUUCCAAUACAUCACGGGAUGCCAUUUCUAUCACCCCUCAUAAGCCUCCUAUUCCGUUUCCACAGAGAUUGAAAAAGCACAAAUUGAAUCAGCAAUACAGUAAAUUUCUUGAAGUCUUCAAGAACUACAUAUCAACAUUCCAUUUGCCGAAACACUUGUUCAGAUGCCAAAAAGGGCAGCUUAUAUUGAGGCUUGGCAAAGAGCAAAUCUCGUUCAACGUGUUCAAGGCAAUGAAAUUCCCGACUGAGUCAGACAGCCAUUUCCAGAUCGAUACUAAUCCGCCAUACAUACGCAGACGUUACUUCGAAGAACUGGGAACCAGGACUACACAGUCAGUGCCAUCUAUUCAGCAACCUCCCAAAUUGGAACUCAAGCAACUGCCACCACACGUGAGAUAUGCUUACCUGGGGGAAUCUUCUACACUUCCGGUUAUUAUUUCAAGUACUGUCAGUGAAGUGAAGGAAGAGAAAUUACUUCGGGUGUUAAGGGAAAACAAAACAGCCAUUGGAUGGUCAAUUGCAAAUAUCAAGGGGAUCAGUCCGUCGCUAUGCAUCAGCUAUCCAAUAUCAAAUAGUGCUUGGAUCAGUACAGUACAAGUUGUUCCCAAGAAAAGGGGUAUCACAGUGAUAGAAAACGAGAAAAACGAGUUGAUUCCUACAUGGACAGUGACUGGAUGGAGAGUUUGCAUUGAUUACCGCAAACUAAACGCUGCUACUCGAAAAGAUCACUUUCCACUACCAUUCAUUGAUCAAAUGCUGGAAAGACUAGCUGAGCAUUCACAUUAUUAUUUUCUGGAUGGAUAUUUCGAGUAUAAUCAGAUUUCAGUAGCACCUGACGAUCAGGAGAAGACAACUUUUACUUGCCCCUACGGUACCUUUGCAUACCGUAGGAUGCCGUUUGGUUUACGCAAUGCUUCUGCAACUUUUCAGCGCUGCAUAAUGGCUAUCUUCUCAUAUAUAAUUGAGAAAUUCAUCGAGGUCUUCAUGGACGAUUUCUCAGAGUUCGGGUCUUCAUUUGAUGAGUGCUUGGAGCAUUUGAGUCUUGUGCUACAGCGGUGUACGGAGACUAACUUGGUAUUGAAUUGGGAGAAAUGCCACUUUAUGGUGCAGGAAGGCAUCGUGCUAGGACACAGAAUCUCAGCAAAGGGUAUUGAAGUGGACAGAGCAAAGAUUCAGGUGAUCGAGAAAUUACCGCCACCUACAUCUAUGAAUGGUUUUUGUAGUUUCCUCGGGCCUGCCGGUUUCUACAGAAGGUUCAUCAAGGAUUUCUCAAAGAUUACUAAACCGUUGUGCGGUCUGUUGAUGAAGGAAUCCACAUUUGAGUUAACAGAUGAGUGUCUACUUGCUUUUAACACCUUGAAGGAGAAGUUGAUUUUUGCACCAGUGAUCAUUACGCUAGAUUGGAAUCUACCGUUUGAAUUAAUGUGCGACGCCAGUGAUUAUGUUGUUGGGGCUGUCUUAGGACAACGAAAAAAUAAGAUAUUUCACGUGAUUUACUAUGCAAGUAAGACCUUGAACGAAGCUCUACUCAAUUAUACAACUACAGAAAAAGAGCUCCUUACCGUAGUCUACGCCUUUAACAAAUUUUGGUCAUAUCUCGUGGGAUCAAAGGUUAUCGUUUACACAGAUCACGCAGCUAUCAAGUACUUAAUGGAAAAGAAGGACGCAAAGCCCCGUCUCAUUCGUUGA